Molecule: messenger RNA, 2559 nt
Organism: Phytomonas sp. Hart1
Lineage: Eukaryota; Euglenozoa; Kinetoplastea; Trypanosomatida; Trypanosomatidae
Source: the annotation of a GenBank genome assembly
AUGUAUCGCCGCUGCAUUAAGUUGCGUUCUUCGAUAGUGCAGGCCCCGUUGUUCCGCUUACCAUCUGUAUUGGAUUCUAGAUCCUUUACACGACUAGUGAAUAGACAAGGAAAAUACUUAGAAAAAAUUCUAGCUGACCAAUAUCAUCACUCUUCUCCCGGGUCUCAUUCUCAUGCAUUUGCGCAAAUUGUAAAAAAAAAGGCAGAAUUGGCCACAGCCCAGCUCAGAUCAUUAAAACAGAGUGAGGUAGAGGACAUUAUUUACACUAAAUAUGAGUUGAAGAGUAGACAUCUUGUCACAUGCCUCGUUCCCUACCAAUAUGCCGUCAAUAUAAUACUUUCAAGGUUACCCAAUGAGAUGAGGGAAAAGUGUAUUGCUGAGCUAAAAAUUCAGGAGCAAAAUAUAUUGGCGAAGAAGCCUAUGAAUCCCAAUCGAUGGAUUCAAUGGGAAGAUCAGGAUGUUUAUAAAUCUACUGGUAUUAAUUACCUAAAGCGCAUUUCUGCGCAAAUAAAGAGGCGGAUUCCUAUUUAUUCCAUCAUGGGUCAUAUAAACCACGGUAAAACAACUCUUCUUGAUGCACUCCAGCAUUCCAGUAUUGUCAAGUACGAGCCGCAUGGGAUAACACAGUCUAUAAGGGUCUUUACCAUUCCUCAUUUCGAAGCUAAUGAUUUAUACACCUUUAUAGACACACCGGGACAUAAAAUAUUCGCCGAAAUGAGAUUUCAUUCGCAUCUAAUUGCGGACUACAUUAUUUUGGUAGUGUCUGUCAUCGAUGGGAUUGGCAGUCAAACACAUGAGGUAAUCAAGGUUGCGCUGAAUGUUGAUAAACCCAUAGUUGUGGUGAUUAAUAAGCUAGAUGUUCUUUCGGACGCAAUUAUAGCAGAGAGUAAGGUCCAGCAAAUAUUGCUAGAAUUGCAAGUGAUAGGUAUUGAUGUGGAUCUGGUUCACAGUGAGCAUGAUUUGGAGGUUAUUCAUAAGUCUUUUACUCAACAAACUGAGUCUGUUGCCGCUGACGGAUUCCAAAAAGAAAAUUAUUUUCUCCCAAUGAAGAAAGUCGAUCCCACCUAUGAGGGAAGUCUCAGCAAGCCAAAGCUAAACCUUCGGAGGAGAUGCCUGGGGGUAUGUAUAUCGGCGAAGAAAAUGAUUAAUAUGGAUCUCCUUUGGUCCCUUAUGCGCAGAUGUAAGGAGGCAGCGCCGCCUGUUUGUCAUAGUAAUUCUAUAGGAUACAAGGAACAUAAUUCUGCUGUACAGGCUCUUGUUGUAGAAUCCUCAAAACAUUUGUUUGACGAAGAGGGGUUUCGUUUAAAUAAACUUAAACAGCGUCUUCAGUCUUCUCUUGAUGGCAAUAAUAAUAAAUAUUUGAAGGAAAUUGAGCGCAAAGGGCCUGCGGUUCGCCUUAAUAUGAUGCGCAACUCUUCUUUUUGUCAGGCAAGUCAGUUUAACCGCACGAGCACCAACGUCCUCAUGCUUUCGGUUAUUAUAACAGAGGGCGUUAUGACGCGCGGGAUGCAUUUUAUUGCCGAUCAAGCCGAGGGUUGUAUUGAUUAUAUGAUGGAUUAUUGGGGAAAUCCGAUCGAGAAGGCGUUGCCAGGGAUGGCGGUUUCGAUUGUCGACCUCCAUAGCACUAGCAGCUUGCCAGGGGUUGGGAUUCAUGUGUUUUCUAUGAUCAACGAGGCCGAGCGGCUUCGAAUUCAUGCCUAUCGCCAACUUUUGCAGUGGUUUGUGGAGUGUUUUACAACCAAACUUCAUCUUCUCCGACCACGCGGGAUGGACGUUCGUUUCAUUCAUUUGGGUGAUUAUGGGCAGCUCAAGGCUACCGAAUGCUUGGAGAUUCAGGUGGUGUAUGGAUGUUUUAAUCGGACCCCAGCAAAUACCGCCAACGAUGCUUUGCCGAGGGAAAAAACCGUGGCAGAAUACUUGCUUGAGGUGAAUAGCAUAGAGGAGGCUAAGGAGGUAAGCUGCACGAACUUGCUUGAGGCAAAGCGAACAAACCAGGUGGUGUUAAGCAAAAAUGGAGCGGAUAUUUUGAAUGCCCAAUGGCAAAGUCUUCAGCUAUCGCAAAUUAUAUAUUCUCAAGAGGAGUACGAAAGAUAUUUGCACCAGUGCAUUCAUAUUGGAGUCUUUGUGAAGGUUGAUUCUUGGCAUUCUGCUCGUAUGCUUUAUCGUGAAAUUCCUCGGCUAGGAACGCGGAAAAUUCUUUUAAAUGUCGUAGGCAUUCGUUAUGGAGCACUUACGGUCGAUGAUGUUAUUUUCUUCAGCAACACCGCAAAGAUUAUUAUUUGCUUCCGAGCUCCUUACGCACCAUCGAGUGAUCUGGAUCACUAUAUUGAAGCUACCGAUCAGUGGGUACUUCACACCGAUCAUUUUGCUGAUAUUAUCACCUUCUUAAAAUGGUGCGCCGUCUCAACGCAUCGAGAGAAGGUCCCAAACGACAAUGAUAUGAAUUUGGUGAACUGCUUCGAUAAAAAUUAUGAGUGUGGCGAUAAUACCAAAUCUCAAAACCAAUCCAAGAGUCCCAAUCGAAGCAAAAUGCUCCUUAUUCCUCGAUCUGAUGAUUAG